UGCAGUGAGUUCAGCACCCAGGAAGGGGACGCACCAUAGGACAGUCCCAUCAGGAGACCCCCUCACUGAGCCAGCGGCCAGAGGAGCUGGUGUUGGUUCGUCGGGUCUGACAUCGGUCCUGCGAGAAAGAAGAGUCCUGUUUGUUCUGACCCCAUCAGUCCAUCACCAUGGGAGAAUGGACCAUCCUGGAGAGGCUGCUGGAGGCAGCUGUCCAGCAGCACUCCACCAUGAUUGGAAGGUGGCCAGACAAAGGAGACCAAAGGGAUGUCCGUGUUGCUCUGUUUCUGCUGGAUAUGAUCCUGCUGACAGUGGUGGUGAUCUUUCGUAUCUUAAUAGUUGGGAUAGUUGGCGAGAAGGUGUAUGAAGACGAACAGAUCAUGUUCAUCUGUAACACUAUGCAGCCCGGCUGUAACCAGGCGUGUUACGACAAGGCGUUCCCCAUCUCGCACAUCCGCUAUUGGGUGUUCCAGAUCAUCCUGGUGUGCACGCCCAGCCUUUGCUUCAUCACCUAUUCUGUCCACCAGUCUGCCAAAGCACGUGAUCGAAGCUAUUCUUUGCUCCAUUCCCACAUGGACCACCAUGGGCAUGGCCACCACGGCCGCCACCACGACCAUCAUGUUCGCAAACUUCAUUCCCGCAACAUCAAUGGCAUCCUGGUGCACCCUGAAAGCAAGGAUGACCAUGAUAUGGAUGUCAAGGAGAUCCCAAACGGACCCCGCGGGGCUAUCCCAACACACAAAAGUGCAAAAGUACGGCGGCAGGAGGGCAUCUCCCGUUUCUACGUCAUCCAGGUGGUGUUCCGGAACGCGCUGGAAAUUGGCUUCUUGGCCGGCCAGUACUUCCUGUACGGCUUUAACGUCCCAGGGAUGUUCGAGUGUGACCGUUACCCAUGUGUGAAGGAGGUGGAGUGCUACGUGUCUCGUCCGACAGAAAAAACUGUAUUCUUGGUCUUUAUGUUUGCCGUAAGCGGCAUAUGCGUUCUGCUCAACCUGGCCGAGCUCAACCACCUGGGAUGGAGGAAGAUAAAGUCAGCCAUGCAGGGCGUGCAGGCCCGGAGGAAGUCUAUCUGUGAAGUACGAAAGAAGGAUGUCUCACACCUGUCCCAGGCCCCAAACCUGGGCAGGACGCAGUCCAGCGAGUCAGCAUAUGUCUGACAGAGGCUUCCCCGCCCGGGAGCUCGAGGACCUUUAACACUUUGGGCCAGAGCGUUUCCCUGGCCUGGCCACUGAAUCCUCACCAUCACCAUUAAGAGCACAGACUCUGUGUAGUCACAACAAAAAAAAGUCACCAAGCUGAGUUUUGUGGACACUUGAAGAGAAAAGAAUCACUUUCUUUAUAACGAGAGACCAAAAACUUCUUCUCCAUCUCUCUCGGUGACACCAGGUGCUUACAGAGAACCGAGUACUGAAACAUUUACAAAUAACACUAAGAGGUUCAAAAAAAUCAAUUGUUCUUUAAUAGUUGCCUUUGCUGUGGAUCAGAGAAAAGAUUAUAUCAUUUUCCAUAUAUGUGUGCAUAUGCAAUAGCUUCAGCGAGAGCAUGCAUGCAUAUGCAUGAGUGGGUGUGUUAGGGAAACUGAAUGCUAAAUUAUUCUGAAUUACGAAAGUAAGAUAGAAUAGUCACUUGAUGGAUAAAUAAGCACUUUUAAAAAAAAACAAAACAACAUAAUCUAUUAGCACUAGAACGAUCAGCAUAAACUGGAACACACCAUUUAUUGUUGUUGCUGCAGGGUUUUUUUGUUAUUUUGUUUUAUAAAGUCGCUCUUCUUUUUCUUGUGCUUUGUUGGAUUAGCUGCCGAGCAAAGGACAGAGCGAAGUUGAUUUUUAUUUCCAACACUGUGGCGGUGUACUUUGCUGCUCCUGGUUCCUCCCAGAGCGGCAAAGAAAUUCGUGCCAGUAUCUUCACUUUAGCUUGUAAGAUGCUCUUUAUGUUAGGAGAGCAGGAUGGAAAUACAUGCAAAACUUUCUCAGUGAAACAGGGGGGAAAAAAAGAAAUAACUUUGUCACAAGUAUUUUAACGUGUAACCUCAAACCUUUUUCACAAGCACAUUUGGUGCCAUAUUUCAGAGCUACUGUACAUAGAUGAACUCUAGUUAAAUACACUUAGCCUUUUACCCUAUCAUGUAUGGAUAGGCUCUAUGUGGGAAGGCAGCAGCAGUUUGGGUGCUUCUGAUAAUUAACCAUAGAUUGCCUGCUUUAAUAAUAUUUAGCAUUGAUGUGCUUUUUGUUAUGCCUUCACUCUCCCUCAUAUGGAGACUCUAUGUCCCAAGAAGUGAUUUCUUUUCCCCCUCCUUGGACUUUGAAAAAGGCAUGUUACAGACGCAUUAAUAGAAUGGAAUAGAAUAUGAAAUGUAACUUAAAAAGACACAGUUUUAUUUAUUCGCAUCCUGCUCCAAUGAAAUGUAAUAAUCAGCAUGCAUGAAGAUGAAAAAUAUAAAGUGAUUGAAAGAAAUCCUGUUUUAUGGGAAAGCAUAAAAUCAGACAGGCGCCUCAACUGCAGCAAUAAUAGACUACAAUAUGUGAAAAGAAAUAUGUGAAUAAAUGAUUAUGCAGUGAUUUUUUGGGGGGUUGUUCUGUGUUUUAUAGUGACUAAUGGUGCUGCAUGAUGGGUUGGGGGAAAAAGGUCAGAGCGGGCAGUCAAUUACAUGAACCGGAAAAAUAAAACCACACACAUCAGCACAAUGAACCCUGAGCAUGAAAAGCAAGAAUUUAUUGCACCGAUAAAUCCCACCCUUUGGUAUUAAAUUAUAAAUAAAUGUACUGUAGAUCUAUCAUGCAUUUAGGCAGAAGUAACCUACAUUUAUACUGUAUAUACAGUCCCUCGCAAAAGCAAACACGCUCCAUAAACUUUUACACAUUCCACCCCAUCACGGCCAGAAAUAUAAUCUAUUUCAGUGUGAUUUCAUUUAAUAAACUAAUUUAAAACUGGUGUUUAAAUGCAAGUGGAGGAAAAAAUUAUUAUGUUUUUUUAUGUUUAUUGAUAAAAGUAUGAAUCCUUUUAACACAUCUAACGGUUGAUAUGUUCUUCUUUAAUCUUUACAGAUUAAUAAGAGGUCAGUAACAUUGCAAGGAGAACAUCACCGUUAAAAUCUCCUCACAUUGUCUACAGGAUAUUCAGGGCUCUGUCCGAACACCCGCCCUAACCUGACUAUAUAGUGGACUUUAUAGUGAAUUCAGUUAACUGACUGUUUGGACAGGUGAUCACUACUUUUUGCUCCAGUUUGUCAUGUAACUUUGCCUCCCUGCACAGUGCGUGUUCCAUCUUUGUUUUUUGUCACCGCUGUCACUACCUGGCAGCGCACCGGUGUCAUAACAAAUCCCAUGAUGCUUUGUGAGGCGAGCUUUUGCAAAGCAAUCUGGGACCAUGGAUGAUCACUACUUUUUAAGGUGCAUUGUGAGAAAUUUCAAAUCCACUACUUUUUCAUCUAGACAUUUGGACACAGCCCAUGUGUUAGGACUGCCUAUUUAAGGUCUGCGAUUGAGACAUUAUAGAAUUGAGAGUAUAUUUAAUGCUACUGACUGGCUGGUUUGGAUUUAGAUCAAAUUUUGUAUGAUUUUAACAAAGAACUGUUUGUUAUAGUAAACUAUAAAGACUCCCUUCAACAG
This is a messenger RNA of Cyprinodon variegatus (sheepshead minnow), 3605 nucleotides long. Its product is annotated as gap junction delta-2 protein-like. Gene Ontology annotation, cellular component: connexin complex. The record is from RefSeq and is a predicted model, not a curated record. The transcript has 3 exons. Bases 168 to 1154 code for a protein of 328 amino acids. Gene Ontology annotation, biological process: cell communication. Lineage: Eukaryota; Metazoa; Chordata; Actinopteri; Cyprinodontiformes; Cyprinodontidae.